Messenger RNA from Cadophora gregata, 1812 nucleotides. RefSeq lists its product as uncharacterized. The record is from RefSeq and is a predicted model, not a curated record. The transcript is spliced from 11 exons. Lineage: Eukaryota; Fungi; Ascomycota; Leotiomycetes; Helotiales; Ploettnerulaceae. The coding region runs from base 1 to 1812 and encodes 603 amino acids.
AUGGCUUCCAAGAGCUGGAUGCGGUUGGCUACAGGUGCCUUCUACGCAUAUCCCAAGUCCGUAGGACGUUUACCCUUUGAGACAACAGCCCUUCAGCCAGUCACAGUAAUUCAAAGCCCACAUCAACAUCUGAACGGUACAUUGGUCGAGAAGAUCAUUGCGAACUUCCUUACCAAUGACGAUGUAUUCAACCACGACUUCAUGCAAGUAGUUCUAAUCGCCCAAGCUGAUAUUCUCUCGAUGGAAAUCAAGCUAGACUCGUCGGCCAUUGAAGUUCUCAAGAAACAUGGAAUGCAGAGGUGGGAGCUGGUUGGCAAUCAGCCUUGGAAAGCUGGCCCAUACUUUGCACAAGGAAAAGACUUGUAUCAAGCUUGGAAAAUGUACCCCGAUACCUCAGAGGCAUUCUAUCUGAGUACUAUCGCCGAUCCGAGCGUUGAUUCAUCUUACAUCCCAUUUGAUGUGUCUGUUUUUGCACCCGUGAACACCAUCGCUGUACCAUCCAGGUUGUAUUUCUCUCCAGAUGAUGCUAAGCCUCUGCAUGGUGUCCGCGUCGCGGUCAAAGACAUCUACAAUCUUAAAGGUGUCAAAACUGCGGGUUCAAGUCGAAGCUACAGAGAGCUGUAUCCGGAAUGCACAGAAUCUGCUUCUAGCGUACAGAAGUUGAUCGAUCUUGGUGCUAUCAUCGUGGGGAAGACAAAAACGACAACAUUUGCGGACCGACAGAUUCCUACGGGAGAUUGGAUCGAUACCCAUGCUCCCUUCAAUCCCCGCGGCGAUGGAUAUGUCGUCCCUGGAGGAAGCAGCUCAGGCAGUGGAUCUGCUCUUGCAUCAUAUGAAUGGUUGGACUAUGCCAUCGGAACAGACACAAGCGGCAGUAUUCGAUGGCCUGCUGCUCACUGUGGACUUUUCGGCUUCAAGCCUACAUUUGAUGUUAUGCCGAUGGACGGGAUCAUUCCUAGCAGCUUGCAAUUCGAUGUUCCAGCUUUUCUUUCCCGCGAUGUCAAGGCUGUGAAUAAUUUCGCUCAUAAAUGGUUCGGUGCUCAGCGUUUCCCUCUAUCGACGGCAAAGAAACCAACGAGAAUACUUUACCCGCUCGACUACACUGACCCUUCUCGGGAGCGGACUAUGUCUACCAACAAGCAAGUCCUCGAUGUUUUCGAGAGUUUCGUGGCGAAGCUGGAAGCCUACCUAGGCGUGAAACGAACACCUACCUACGAAUAUAUUCUCAACUACGACUCAUGGCACAACAAUCGCCAGUUCGUCUCUGAUUAUAACAAGAAAUUUGGACGAAACCCGUACCUCCCGCCGAGUAUCGCAAACAGAUGGAAGUUCGGAAAGAAUACGACUGAUGAACAGAGGGGUGCAGCAGUGAAGCAGGUAGAAUUAUACAAAACAUGGUUCGAAGCUAAUGUACUUGAUCCAGAAUCUGGGUCACUCUUGGAAUCUGUUCUUGUACUUCCCUGGACUGCAGGAUUCGCAAACUACCGAGAUACCACAAAACCCAUCCCCAACGAUUCUUUCGGUCGUGGAUUUUGGUCCUCCUACAUAACCAGCUUUUCGACUGGGCCAGAAUUCGUGUUUCCAAUUGGGACAUGGUCAUACGACUCAAAGGUGACAGAGAGACAAGAGAGACUGCCUGUUGCAGCUGGCAUUGUGGGAGCUCCGGGAUCUGAUUACGGAAUUCUACAGUUCGUGGAGGAGUUCUUGGCCAACAGUGACCUUCAAGAAACUGUCAUCACAGGGUCCGAGGUCUUUGCACCUUCAAAGACAAUUCACAGUGGCGACAAGCAAAAGUCUCAAGAGCAUCUGUGA